GUUUUUAUAAAGUUGCAGUAAUGAUAAUGAGUGAAAUCAUUAAGAUUAUUGAAACAUUAAUAUCAUUUGGCCAAAAGAUAAAAGCUAAUUAUGAGAAUAAUAAAGAAGCCAUUGAAGAGCUCGAUAAGUUGAAAGAAAUUUUGGCACAACUUAAGGAGGUUUUAGAAAAACUUAAAGAUAAAAUAAGUAAUGUCCACAUAAUCAGAAUUACGAGUACCCUUGGACGUGCCAAAAAUACUUACAAAAAAUGCCUAGAAUAUCUCAAUAGAAAUGAAGAUAAAAACAAAUUUAAAAACUUUAUGAAGCGAAGCAUAGGAAUGCUUAAAUCAUCCUCUAUAUUAGCCAGAAUUCAAAAAACAAUUCAAGAAAUUGAAAUUUUAAUUAUCUUCACCGAUAAGCUUUUGAAAUUAGAACAAUAUCCUCAAACCUCUUCAACAAUAUCAACGAUUACAUCAAAUACUACAUCUACUAGCGCUCCAGGAUCGGAUUUCAUAGCAGCUAUUAUUGAAGGACUUGGAUACGUUAAAAAACUUCAAAGCGACUGCGAGAAACUUCAGGAAAAGCUUGAUCGCUACACCCUUUCCGAUGAUUCUUCUUUUCUUGAUGUCCUGGAAAGAGAAAAUCCGGAUGCAAUUGCAUUAUGGAAACAAUGCUUCAGACCUACAGAACACA
Messenger RNA from Racocetra persica, 672 nucleotides. NCBI's taxonomy places the organism in Eukaryota, Fungi, Glomeromycota, Glomeromycetes, Diversisporales, Gigasporaceae. The record is from the annotation of a GenBank genome assembly.